Fonsecaea monophora is the source of this 420-nucleotide messenger RNA. RefSeq lists its product as hypothetical. The transcript has a single exon. The coding region runs from base 1 to 420 and encodes 139 amino acids. Lineage: Eukaryota; Fungi; Ascomycota; Eurotiomycetes; Chaetothyriales; Herpotrichiellaceae. The record is from RefSeq and is a predicted model, not a curated record.
AUGCUGAAAGUCCAUUUUGCGGUGAACGCCAGCCGGGAUGGUAGAGCCGAGAAAAGCAAAAGGCCUGCCACCAGGUUCAUCUGCAAUGCUGAGGCCAAAUUCGACCAAAGGAAGAUGCUGCUGACGAUCCUGCGCGCCGUUCGAGACGGCUCCUUUCAGAGCGCGGUGGAGGGGUUUUCCCGCCAAUGGUCUGGGUCAAAUGCGCCUGCGAGCUCAUCCAAAGUUGGUGGUAGCCGUGACGACAGAAUUGACGCCCUCCGCAACACCGCCCGGAUCCUGCGCGGCGAGAAGGCUGCGUUUGUGGACCGCAUCGGGGAACUUCUUGAGGAUAAGGCCGCAGCUAUGAAGACGGAGGCGGCGUUGUUGAGAAGAGUCGCCGAGCUGGAACAGAUUGUUCAGGCGAACGCGGAGACACCGUGA